AUGAUUGCCACAACUCAACAAAACAUGACCACGGAGCUGCAGGACCUGGGAAGUUCAGACGGUCCCCCGCGGAACUGGAAGGGCAUAGGGAUAGCCAUGGUGGUGAUCCUGGCUGUUAUGUCUCUGGUCAUUCUCUCUGUCAUUGUCCUCACCCCCGAUGAAUCUCACUUGUUACUCCGUUCCCAUCUCACUAUGGAAGAUCUGGAGAGUGAAGAGUUCAAAGUUCAUGACCCCUGUGUGGCAUGGUUGAACGAAAACGAGGUGGCCCUCCGCACUAGAGAAGGACACGUCCUGUCGUUCAGCCUCAACAGCAACCUCACCUCGACUCUGGUGGACAACAGCUCCCUGGACCUGACUACAACUAAAUUUCAAGUGUCUGCAGACAAGACGUCUGUCCUCUUGGCGUAUAACAUUCGACCGGUGUUCUCUCAGUCCUUCACAGCCUCCUAUGCUAUCUACAAUGUGGCCAAUGGGGAUCUGCUGGAGCUUAAUCCUCCGGAGAGGGAGAAGGCAGUGCUACAAUAUGCUUCCUGGGGGCCUCAGGGGAGCCAGCUGGCCUAUGUGUUUGACGGAGAUAUCUACUACAAACCAAGUGUUGCCAGUGAAGCCCUGCGUCUCACAAUCACUGACCUGGAGCAGCAUGUGGUGAACGGGCUCUCUGACUGGACUUAUGAAGAGGAAGUGCUCUUAACAUAUGUUGCCCACUGGUGGUCUAUGGACGGGGCCCGACUGGCGUACCUAACCAUCAACAACUCUGCCACACCUGUGAUGGAAAUACCUCACUUCUUAGGCGGUCUCUACCCCUCCAAUGUGCUCUUCCCCUACCCCAAGGCUGGCUCAAGUAUCCCAUCCGUCAGUCUGUUUGUGGUGAAUCUGUAUGGUCCAGCUCACACUCUGGAGAUGAUGCCUCCAGACUCCCUCAGGGCCAGAGACAGCUACAUCUCCAUGGUGAUUUGGAUCAGCAGCACCCGCCUUGCGGUCCGUUGGCUGAAUCGUGUCCAGAACCAAUCAGUGCUCUGCGUGUGCGAGGCCACCACAGGAGCUUGCUCAGAGAAGCACAAAAUGGCCAUGGACAUAAUGCAAAACAAACGACAGGAUGUGCCGUUGUUUUCAGCAGACGGCUCUGUGUUUUAUACAAUCUUGCCAGCAAAACAAGGCGCUCGUGGAGAGUUUCACCAUAUCGCUGGUCUUUCAGCCCAGCCUGCCAUCCCCUCCGUCCCUCCUCGCUUCCUGACAUCAGGCAGCUGGGACGUCACCUUGCUCUGUGCCCUCGACGAGAAGGCUGGAAAAAUCUAUUUCCUGAGUGCAGAGGAAUCCAGACAAAGCAGGCACCUUUACAGUGUGGACCUGGAUGGAGUGUUUCAACGCCGGUGCAUCUCCUGCAACCUCAUAGAUGGAUGUCGCUUCUUUAAAGCUGAAUUCAGCCCCAAUCAAACCCACUUCACUCUCUAUUGUCUAGGCCCAGGAAUACCUAAAGUGACGGUUCACAGUACAAAGGACCCCUCCAGAUACGUCGUCUUGGAGGAUAACAGCCCUCUAUCUAGAGCUCUGGAGGACAAGAGGCUCCCUGAGACUCUGUUCAGGACACUCCCAGCAGAUAACCAUGAUCUACACCUGAAACUAUCUCUACCUCAGGGUUACGAGGCCAACCUGCACCCUCUCCUCAUCAUUGUGGAUGGCGUGCCUGGCAGUCAGUCGGUGACAGAGGAAUUCGCCCUCGACUGGCCUCAGGUCCUCUCCGGCACACACAAUGUGGCCUUAGCCUGGGUGGACGGCAGGAGUGGGGUAGGCCGUGGACAGAAGACCACCAUUGUGGAUCCGCGCAAGCUUGGCUCAGUUAGAGUCAAAGAUUAUCUGGGAGUUGUAGAGCUGUUGAAGCAACUGCCGUACAUUGACGAUCGUCGGAUGGUCCUCUUUGGCAAGGCAUUUGGCGGAUAUUUAACUCUCAAGAUGCUAGCUGCAACAGACAAGCUCUUUCAAUGCACGGCCGCUGUGGCACCAAUAACUGACUUCAGGCUUUAUAGUGCUGCAUUCUCAGAGAGGUAUCUUGGCCUUCCAGCUAAGGAGGAGCAUGCUUACUCUACUGCCUCUUUGCUGGAGGAGGUUAACAAGCUGAAAGAUGAGAAUUUCCUUAUUCUUCAUGGAACUGCAGAUGCGAGGGUACACUUCCAGCAUAGCGCGGAGCUCCUGAGCCGACUGGUGAAGGUGGAAGCCAAUUACUCACUGCAGCUGUAUCCAGACGAGGGCCACGUUCUGAGGGAGCCGCACAGCAUCCAGCACUUCCAGCGGACAGUGGUGAACUACCUCCAAACCUGCUUUAAGCACAGCUUCCCUCUAGAUCCCGUAGAGGAUGACGAUGAAGAAGAUGACUGA
This is a messenger RNA of Anoplopoma fimbria (sablefish), 2373 nucleotides long. Its product is annotated as inactive dipeptidyl peptidase 10. Lineage: Eukaryota; Metazoa; Chordata; Actinopteri; Perciformes; Anoplopomatidae. Gene Ontology annotation, biological process: proteolysis. The record is from RefSeq and is a predicted model, not a curated record. Bases 1 to 2373 code for a protein of 790 amino acids. Gene Ontology annotation, molecular function: serine-type peptidase activity; dipeptidyl-peptidase activity. The transcript is spliced from 26 exons.